This is a messenger RNA of Electrophorus electricus (electric eel), 1765 nucleotides long. It is a transcript of the gene rprml, whose product is annotated as reprimo-like. Lineage: Eukaryota; Metazoa; Chordata; Actinopteri; Gymnotiformes; Gymnotidae. The record is from RefSeq and is a predicted model, not a curated record.
GAGAGACAGUGAGGGCGAGAGAGAGAGAGGCAAUGAGACUAUGAGAAUUGCACCAAUUCAUCCUACGAAUACACGGAACGGAGCUUUCGGCGGAGUUACUUUUCCAGCGCUUUAAGUCUUUAAGUGGUAAUUUCAUCCACUACAGUCAGAAAUACUACACCAAAAGACUGCAGGACUUUACAUAUAUGACAUUAAUAAAGUUAAGGAGAUCAACUGAUCACAGUUCAUUUUUUGAGGGUUCUUUUUUGCUUUUUCCUUAUCACAUGACGCAACAAGCGGCCGCAGAAACAAAAUUCUUCGUGAGUGUAUGACCAAGAGACGCUCCAGCUCUUCCGCUUUAUCUGCUCUUCACGAUCACCAUGAACGUAACAAUUUUUAACCACAGCAUCUUUACGCAUGGGGGUCUGCUCAACCGCAGCCAUCAGCUAGCAGGGACACUGGUUGAUUGCUGCACAGGUAACGGGAGCGAGGUAACCGCGAACGACGGCGGCAGCUCUCUUGUACUAGAGCAGGACGAGCGCAAGAUGUUUGUGACGCGCGUGGUGCAGAUCGCAGUGCUGUGCGUACUUUCGCUCACGGUGAUGUUCGGGAUUUUUUUCCUUGGGUGCAACCUCAUGAUCAAGUCAGAAAGCAUGAUAAACUUUCUCGUCAAAGACCGAAGACCGUCCAAAGAUGUUGAGGCAGUAAUGAUCGGACUCAGUUAGCCGCGCGCUUGGAUGCACUCCAUCCAAGCAAACGGUCACCGCCAGUUGGUUUUAUAUUGUGCAACGCGAAGAUAUGCAGCGUGAUUUUCUUGUGUAUUUACCGAGGAAAGCUAACAAACGCUGAAUCAGAACGUCUUCAUAGUGACUGUCACAGAGACGGAAUUGCACGCUAAAGAUAUGAGAAUGUAUUGAUGUUUAUGAAUGUUUACGUAGGUCUUUGCACUUAAGACAUUUUUGCGUAUAUAUGGUCUUAAAUAUUUGUAGCCUACCAGUUAGUUGCCUCGGGGUACUUGGCUUUUACAGUGAAAAUGUUUACAUGUUUUACCUCAAAGGCACAAAGAGAAUGUACUUAAAACUUUUCUUGUUCGCAUAAAACCAGGAAAAUGCAUGUAAUCUUAUGUAGUAAAUGUAGCCCAUACAUCUGAAGAGGUAGUGAUUGUUUCUUCUAAGGGUGUAAAAAACGUUUUUUUUUUGUGUGCCUGAAAACACGAGAUGAGAAAGGGCGCUCAUCCGCUAGGGACACCUGCACGUUUUCUUCUUAGUCCUUAGCCGUUUUUUAACUUUAGAUGCCUACCCCCUGCAUGCGCGAUCGUUAACGUGUCAGGUGGUCUUCUGUCCUGCACUUUAUGAUGAAAGCUCCGUGCUGCAUGAAGUAUUUUGUAAACACUGAUUAAACUUGAAGCAGUACAGCAUGCCCAGUAAAGAUAUCAUUUCAGUUUUGCUCAUGCAAUUUCAGUUUUUAAAAAUUAAUUAUUUAAUUAAUUUAUUGUUUAUUUGUUGCGUAUUUUGCUGCAGAGUAGAGCUGAAUAAAACGGCAGGCUAUUCGUUAGCAGCAGUACUGUCUGUUGGGCUAAUAGUGUAGACUUAUAUUUAUAUUAGGUUUCUGCUGCCAGUUAUGAAAAUCAAAAAUUCCAUCCUCCAUAAAUAUACACAUUAAUGCAUUAAUGAAGUAUUGUAUAUCAAACACUGAAAUAAGAUUUUUGUGAUUUGUGAGGUGGUUUGCUUUCUGAACAUGAUCAAAGCUUGAAUGAAGUGAGAAGAUAAUAAACGUCAUCCAGUUU